GAACAGAAAAAGAGGACUGCACAUGGAAUUGUGAACCUGCGCUACUUACCACUUUUUUUGAGGGAGAACUUGGUGGGCGGUCCUUCCUGUGACACGACCCUUGAGUGACAGUUCUGUUUGAUUGCCUCCAGUACUGUGAGGAAAGGACACGACUCUAUGGUGAGGACUGAUGGACAUACAUUAUCUGAGAAAAGAAACUACCAGAUGUGUGCUUUCCAAUGUCCAGAUCUGCAAGUGGUGAAAGAAGUUACAAAGGUGACAAACAGCAUGUUUGGUGCUUCAAGAAAGAAGUUUGUAGAGGGGGUCGACAGUGACUACCAUGAUGAAAACAUGUACUACAGCCAGUCUUCGAUGUUUCCACAUCGGUCAGAAAAAGAUAUGCUGGCAUCACCAUCAACAUCAGGUCAGCUGUCUCAGUUUGGGGCAAGUUUAUACGGGCAACAAAGUGCACUAGGCCUUCCAAUGAGGGGAAUGAGCAACAAUACCCCUCAGUUAAAUCGCAGCUUAUCACAAGGCACUCAGUUACCAAGCCACGUCACGCCAACAACAGGGGUACCAACAAUGUCACUUCAUACGCCUCCAUCUCCAAGCAGGGGUAUAUUACCUAUGAAUCCUAGGAAUAUGAUGAACCACUCCCAGGUUGGUCAGGGCAUUGGAAUUGCCAGCAGGACAAAUAGCAUGAGCAGUUCAGGGUUAGGUAGCCCUAACAGAAGCUCGCCAAGCAUAAUAUGUAUGCCAAAGCAGCAACCCUCUAGACAACCUUUUACUGUGAACAGUAUGUCUGGAUUUGGAAUGAACAGGAAUCAGGCAUUUGGAAUGAAUAACUCUCUAUCAAGUAACAUUUUUAAUGGAACAGAUGGAAGUGAAAAUGUGACAGGACUGGACCUUUCAGAUUUUCCAGCACUAGCAGAUCGAAACAGAAGGGAAGGAAGUGGUAACCCAACUCCAUUAAUAAACCCCUUAGCUGGAAGAGCUCCUUAUGUUGGAAUGGUAACAAAACCAGCAAGUGAGCAAUCCCAAGAUUUUUCAAUACACAACGAAGAUUUUCCAGCAUUGCCAGGCUCCAGUUAUAAAGAUCCAACAACGAGUAAUGAGGACAGCAAAUCUAAUUUGAAUACAUCUGGUAAGACAUCUUCAAGUACAGAUGGACCUAAAUUUCCUGGAGACAAAAGUUCAACAACACAAAACAACAACCAGCAGAAAAAAGGGAUCCAGGUGUUACCUGAUGGUCGGGUUACUAACAUUCCUCAAGGGAUGGUGACGGACCAAUUUGGAAUGAUUGGCCUGCUGACAUUUAUUAGAGCAGCAGAGACAGACCCAGGAAUGGUACAUCUUGCAUUAGGAAGUGACUUAACAACACUAGGCCUCAAUCUCAACUCUCCUGAAAAUCUCUAUCCCAAAUUUGCAUCACCUUGGGCAUCUUCACCUUGUCGACCUCAAGACAUAGACUUCCACGUUCCAUCUGAAUACUUAACGAACAUUCACAUUAGAGAUAAGCUGGCUGCAAUAAAACUGGGCCGAUAUGGAGAAGAUCUACUAUUCUAUCUCUAUUACAUGAAUGGAGGAGACGUAUUACAGCUUUUAGCAGCAGUAGAGCUUUUUAACCGAGAUUGGAGAUAUCACAAAGAAGAACGAGUAUGGAUUACCAGGGCACCAGGCAUGGAGCCAGCAAUGAAAACCAAUACAUACGAGAGGGGAACAUAUUACUUCUUUGACUGUCUUAACUGGAGGAAAGUAGCUAAGGAGUUCCUUCUGGAAUAUGACAAAUUAGAAGAAAGGCCUCAUCUGCCAUCAUCCUUCAACUACAACCCUGCUCAGCAAGCCUUCUAAAGACUUCCCUUUUCUUGGGGUAUGGCUGUCUCAGCACAAUACUCAACAUAACUGCAGAACUGAUGUGGCUCAGGCACCCUGGUUUUAAUUCCUUGAGGAUCUGGCAAUUGGCUCAUGCAAAGGGUCACCAUUUGAGGUCCUGCCUUACUAAUUAUGUGCUGCCCAACAACUAAAUUUGUAAUUGUUUUUCUCUAGUUUGAGCAGGGUCUGAAUUUUUCCAUUUUUUUUGGACAGCAGACAUUGAUCUGUAAUGACAAAAAAGUACACUGACAAAGUUUACCACAUAGUUUCCAAAAUGUAAAAAAGAAAAAAAAAACCCAGAAAAAAAAAACAAAAAAACCCCAAAAAAUUAGACAACAAAAUUUGCAUUGUUCAUUGUAGCACUAUUGGUAAUAAAAAAAAAAAAUGUUUGUGCAUUUUUAUGUGAAGAUCCUUCUCGUAUUUCAUUUGGAAAGAUGAGCAAGGUCUGCUUCCUUCAUUUUACUUCUCCCUUCUGUUUUUGAAAGGCAGUUUUUCGCCAAGCUUAAAUGCAAGAAUAUCUGACUGUUUAGAAGAAAGAUAUGGCCACAACCUCUGGAUGGUUUCUAGGGUUGUGUUAUUACUGAGCUUCAUCUUUCCAGAAUGAGCAAAACACUGUCCAGUCUUUGUUACGAUUUUGUAAUAAAUGUGUACAUUUUUUUUAAAUUUUUGGACAUCACAUGAAUAAAGGUAUGUAUGUACGAAUGUGUAUAUAUUAUAUAUAUGACAUCUAUUUUGGAAAAUGUUUGCCCUGCUGUACCUCAUUUUUAGGAGGUGUGCAUGGAUGCAAUAUAUGAAAACGGGACAUUCUGGAACUGCUGGUCAGGGGACUCCUUUGUCGCCCUGUGCACUAAAGGGCCAGAUUUUCAGCAGCCAAGGACAUCCAUACCCAAGUGAAUGUGAUGGGACUUAAAGAAGUGAACUGAGACAAUUCACUCUGGCUGUUUGAACAGCAGCGUUUCAUAGGAAGAGAAAAAAAAAAAAAAGAUCAAUCUUGUAUUUUCUGACCACAUAAAGGCUUCUUCUCUUUGUAAUAAAGUAGAAAAGCUCUCCUCA
Gracilinanus agilis (Agile Gracile Mouse Opossum) is the source of this 2904-nucleotide messenger RNA. It is a transcript of the gene CNOT2, whose product is annotated as CCR4-NOT transcription complex subunit 2. Gene Ontology annotation, biological process: regulation of DNA-templated transcription; nuclear-transcribed mRNA poly(A) tail shortening; regulation of stem cell population maintenance. The record is from RefSeq and is a predicted model, not a curated record. Gene Ontology annotation, cellular component: CCR4-NOT core complex; P-body. The transcript is spliced from 17 exons. NCBI's taxonomy places the organism in Eukaryota, Metazoa, Chordata, Mammalia, Didelphimorphia, Didelphidae. Bases 157 to 1830 code for a protein of 557 amino acids.